Molecule: messenger RNA, 593 nt
Organism: Chinchilla lanigera (long-tailed chinchilla)
Lineage: Eukaryota; Metazoa; Chordata; Mammalia; Rodentia; Chinchillidae
Source: RefSeq, a predicted model, not a curated record
AUGCCCAGCGCCUUUGUUUCUAAUUGGGAAAUCAAAUCUCCGCGCAUUUAUCGCGAACGGCAUGCUGUUCUGAACCUGCAGACGGUGGCUGUGGAUGCGAGCGCUGAGAGCACACGUGUGACUACACGAGAUCUGGCUGUUAACACUGCCCUUGUGGCCCUGGCCAGAGGAGAGCUGAUGCACACGGGGCAGCAGGAAGACCACGCUGUGCUUGCACGCAGGGGUGCGAAUCCGGGCGGGCCCCUCGCACCUGAGCGGGAACUGGCCCACCUCUCCCCUGACAAGAUGCCCACCUGCCCCCUGCGCAAUGCGUUUUCCACACCUUGUGUCCAUGAAAAAAGGGUCUGGCUACGUAGCUCGAGCUGGCCGGGAGAUCGCGGCAUCCUCCUGCCUCGGCCUCCCGAGCGCGGGGAUGACGGGCGUGCGGCACUGACACCAGGGCCACUACGCCGCGGGGCCGGACCCGGGUGCGGAGCUGGUCGGCUUGCUUCUGGAGUAUCCCCGAACGCAGCCUCUCGGAGGGGCCCCGGGCAGGCGCGCGACGCCCGCGUGUGGCGGCUCCACGCGGCCCUUGGCCGAGCCCAGCGCGGCGC